Messenger RNA from Adineta steineri, 252 nucleotides. NCBI's taxonomy places the organism in Eukaryota, Metazoa, Rotifera, Eurotatoria, Adinetida, Adinetidae. The record is from the annotation of a GenBank genome assembly.
AUGAUUAAAGUGUGGUUUCAACGCAACCAAAACAUUCCAACGAAAACCAGUAUAAAUCCUGAUGCAGAUAUCGAUGAUUUAAAACAGAAGAUUUUUGAUACAACUGAUGUUGAACAAUAUCAGACGAUGUACAACGGCAUAAUAUUGAAACCAUCGGCGAAGAUUCCACAGGAUACAACUGACGAUAUGCCAAUUGUAUUUACUAAAAUUGAUAUUGUACCACCUUCAGGUAAGCCAAAAAAAUUUAAUUAG